AUGUCAGCCCAACCAGCUCAUCGCGAAAAACCACCCAGUGGCUCGACAAUAAUUUUUGAUACCACUAACGUUACUACUAAUUCCACCACAUCGGCUCCUCAAAACCAACCUACCUCAUCCGCUCAACUUGAUCAACCCAUAAAAUCCCCAUUCAAUAGUCCUGACAAACAGAAACGAAUGACAAGUAGUUUUUUCAAUAAACGAAGAUCAGAAUUUUAUGAUGAUGACGAUGAAUUCUAUGACGGUUGCUGCGGACUGGAUGAAAAGUUGUGA
Messenger RNA from Dentiscutata erythropus, 273 nucleotides. The record is from the annotation of a GenBank genome assembly. NCBI's taxonomy places the organism in Eukaryota, Fungi, Glomeromycota, Glomeromycetes, Diversisporales, Gigasporaceae.